AUGGGAAAUAAUGAAUCGGGAAUGUUUGAUCGACCACAAGAUGGUGUCAAGAAAUUCGGUCAAGAUAAUAAAAAACAAGAUGAAGCAACCGUUGAACAAAUGGCUAUAGUAUUAGGUUUACAUAAACAUGGCAAAGAACCUGUAACAAAUUUACGCGGUGAUAGAAAACAAAUUGAAAUUGAUGGUAUCACUUAUGAAGUAACACAAUUUGUUAAUCGUGGUGGAUUUGGUCAAGUUUAUAAAGCCCAAGAUCGAAAACGUAAUCGUGCUGUAGCAUUGAAAAUAAUGAGUAAUAAAAUCGGAAUGCAAGAUGAAAUUAAAAGUGAAAUACAUUUUUUACGUUUAAUUAAAAAUAUUGAUAUAGACAAUCAUCCCGUCAUUGAAUAUUAUGCUUGUAAAUUUACAAGAGAAAAUAUUUUUAUUGCAAUGGAAUUAGCUUCUUGUGAUCUUUUAUCUUUUUGGUUUCAUAAUACAAUUCGAACAGAUACUCAACAAAAAUUUAUUUUUGGUCUUAUUAUUAUUAUUUAUGUUUUACGUGCAUUGAUUUUUCUUGAAAAAUUGAAUAUUAUUCAUGGAGAUAUAAAACCACAGAAUCUUGUUAUUGUUCAAAAUUCUCAACGUUUUUAUCUUAAAUUAAUUGAUUUUGGUACUGUUGAAAAAAUGAAUACAAAAUGUGCACAAAUAACAGUUGAUGCAAGUAAAGCUUAUACAGUAUAUUUUGCUUCACCUGAAUUUUUACAUCGUGAUUCAAAUCAUAUUAUAUCACGACAUCUUCAUAAGAAAUCAGAUGCAUGGGCAGCUGGUGUAAUGUUUUAUGUAUUAUUCUUUGGAAAAGUACCAUGGAAAGAUGAACAUGAUUAUGAAAAUUUUUGUAAUGAUUCACAUGCUCGAGAUAUAAUUGUACCACGUGAAGGUGGUUAUAAAUCAAUUAUUGAAUUAUUAUUAAAGAAAAAUCCGGAUGAACGUUCAAGUGCUAAAGCAACUUAUCUGCAAAUGAAAGGACAUCCAACUCUUGGUCCAAUUAUUAAAUCAUUUCAACAACAUUUUUGUUCUGUAGAUGAUGUAUGUUAUAUGAGGAUACCCGAUAAUGUUCGAGAUGAACUUGCUAAACUUCCACGAUCAAGGCAUUCUGUCAGUGGAUCAAGUUCAUCCGUGGGAAAAUCAACUUUGGGUUCACGUCGUCCAUGUCGAUAUGGUCGUGAUUGUUAUAGGAAAGAUUUUGAACAUCGCAAGGAAUUUUCACAUCCAGGUGAUUCAGAUUAUCCUGUAUCGACUGAUCAUACUGAAAAACCUAAAUGUCGUUAUGGAGCUGAUUGCUAUAGAACUGAUUAUGAACAUCGAAAAAAAUAUUCACAUCCUGCUGAUUCGGAUCAUGAUCAUACUGGAAAGCCAAAAUGUCGUUAUGGAAAAGCAUGUUAUGAUAAAAGUCUUGAACAUCUCAGAAGGUUUUCACAUCCGAAUGAUUCUGCAAAAGAAAAAUGUCGAUAUGGUAGUGCUUGUUAUAAGACGAAUGAUCCUGAACACAUGGCAAGAUUUUCACAUGAUUAA
This is a messenger RNA of Adineta steineri, 1548 nucleotides long. Lineage: Eukaryota; Metazoa; Rotifera; Eurotatoria; Adinetida; Adinetidae. The record is from the annotation of a GenBank genome assembly.